CGUUUAGCUUUACCAGCUGGGAUAAUCACUUCCGGCAAUAACACGUGUGGAUGGUAUGACAUAUUUCACAACCAAAACAUGGGAAAACUCAACGUUGCGCUUCUCCGAUAUUUGGCUAAAGAGGACUUCAGAGUUCUUACAGCAGUUGAGAUGGGGAUGAAGAAUCACGAGAUGGUGCCGUCCCCCCUCAUCGCAUCCAUUGCUCAUCUCCAUGGGGGAGGAUGUCACAAAGUCCUGCGGGAACUCUCCAAGCACAAGCUGGUUGCAUAUGAGAGGGGAGGGAAGCGUUUUGAAGGCUACAGGCUGACCAACUCUGGCUAUGACUACUUAGCACUCAAGGCUCUAGCCUGUCGGGACAUGGUGUUCUCCCUUGGCAAUCAAAUCGGUGUUGGAAAAGAAUCAGAUGUGUACAUUGUGGCUAAUGAAGACAACAUACAGAUGGCAUUGAAGUUUCACAGACUUGGAAGAACAUCUUUCCGCCAGUUGAAAAAUAAACGUGACUAUCACAAACAUCGGAAGUUCACAUCCUGGUUGUACCUGGCCAGACUGGCAGCCAUGAAGGAGUUUGCCUACAUGAAGGCUCUGUUUGAGAGAGGAUUUCCCGUACCGAAGCCUGUGGACUUUAACCGUCAUGCAGUUGUGAUGGAGCUGUUGGCGGCUCACCCCAUGUGCCAGGUCCACCAACUCCAAGACCCCUCCGCAGUGUACAGCGAGUGCAUGGAACUCAUUGUGAGGCUCGGCAACUGUGGCGUCAUACAUGGAGAUUUCAAUGAGUUUAACCUGAUGGUGGAUGGCGAGGACCGAGUCACUAUGAUCGACUUCCCACAGAUGGUGUCCACAAACCACCCAAAUGCUGAAUGGUACUUUAAUCGUGAUGUACAGUGCAUCCGAGACUUCUUCGUCAGAAGAUUUGAUUACGAGAGUGAACUUUACCCAACAUUCAAAGAUGUCCAGCGAGAGGAUAAUUUGGAUGUGGAAGUGUCAGCUAGCGGCUUCACGAAGGAGAUGGCUGCUUCGUUUGAUGAGGCUGCAGAUGACUUGGGAAUUCUCGGGGGACCAGAGUGUGGGAGAGCUCGAGAUAUUGACGUAGAUGACGACGGAGAAGAAGAGGAAGUAGAUGAAGAAGCAGAAACACGAGAGUCAGUCAAAGAAGGUGCUGUUGCCAUGGAAACUAAUCCCCGAGUUUCAGCAUGGCUGGCAGGGUGUUCCCAGGAGCUGGGUGCCGAUGAUACAAGUUCUGAACAGACAGCUCCAGAGGAAUGUGCCGACAUUGUCAGCAGUAUGUCUGGAACUAAGUUAAGUUGUGACCAGUCCGAACGUGCAGACCAACCAAGGACAGCAGCAUCUGUAGACUUGUGUCAGCCAGAUAGUGCAGACAGCGGAUGUGAUGAGGAGGAUGUUGAGGACUUGAGGGAGGCCAACAGAUCAUACCGGCCGUUCAGGACUGAAGACAGCAUGGCCCACACAAACCUCCACCUGACCCAACCACACCAAGAUAAUGUCAGCGUGGCUAGUUCCACAAUACAUCCUGACCUCAUCAAGAGGAAGGUUAAAGGUCAGAUAAUGAGGGAAAAGAUGAAACAGAACGCCCGGCGGAUCAGGAAGAGUGGCGAGUCGGCCAUCAUCACCAAGCUGAGGCGGGAAAAUCAGGAUGAUGUCAAACAGAGCUUAUCAGCGGAGUGGUACUGAGACAGACGGAGAUGUACCUGUGAAUGUGAUGUGAUGGACGGGAUGAUGUGAAACAGAGCUAAUCAGCUGAGUGGUACUGAGACGGACAGAGAUGUACCUGUGAAUGUGAUGUGGACAGGAUGAGGUUUGCUUAUGUUAAGUUAAGGCUGUAGUAAUGGUUACUGUGAUGAAAGUGCAUUCCACUAGCUGUGCAGUAGUCCAGUUGACCAGAGAUGGUUGAUGAUGCUGUUAGGUGCGAGAGCAGGGGAACCAUGGCUAUUGAAAGUAUGUCAUGUUCCUGUUUAUUUCAUGUUUUGAACCCAUUGGGUCUCCAGGUGAGAACAGAUCCCCGUAUGCUUGUACGAGAACUAAAUAGAAUGUAUGGCCAGGCUCAUUGGUUGAUUGUGUCAGUGUACCCAUAUGGCGUGGGAUGUUGCUCAUAAUAUCAAUCACUUGUUUGUCUUGGCUAAUUACAGGCAUCCAUCACAGCUGGAAUAUUGCCCAGGGUAAUGUUAAACAACAAACAAAAAAUCGUGUGUUGAAUACAGUUAAAAAUUUAGAUUAGGCCCACAGCUCAAUGAGACAAUGGUCAACACUGGAACCAUACUUACAGCAUGUGGCGUUUCACAAUAUGAAGAAUAGUCACACCUGUUGAUUAGCUGGUUGCUCAGGGAAUGUCUAGAUGUGGACACUAAUGCUGGCUCUUCAGGAGACACCAGAUGAAGCAAAGAACAUGCAGAAGUGGACAUCAUGGAGAUGCUGAGUGUGAAUAUACCGGUACAAGUCUACAGCUCUUUUCAAGAAAAUUUCUGGUCUCCAAAAACGUCUAAUAUUGUACAAAUAUUUACAAGUAAAAACUAAUUGGUUUUUCUCAGAGCCCGAAUUAAUGAUGACCAAACAUUGAAAACAAGAAAUUUCAAAUCACUGGAAGAAACCUUUCAACACUUGGUACAGGGCCUAUUAUUUUCUCUGUAUCAUGUAUGUAAAUAUACCUUCAAUAAAAGGGAAAUAAGACGUA
This is a messenger RNA of Haliotis rufescens (red abalone), 2686 nucleotides long. RefSeq names its product serine/threonine-protein kinase RIO2-like. Lineage: Eukaryota; Metazoa; Mollusca; Gastropoda; Lepetellida; Haliotidae. The record is from RefSeq and is a predicted model, not a curated record. Gene Ontology annotation, biological process: maturation of SSU-rRNA; protein phosphorylation. The transcript is spliced from 10 exons. Gene Ontology annotation, cellular component: cytosol; nucleus; preribosome, small subunit precursor. Bases 79 to 1689 code for a protein of 536 amino acids. Gene Ontology annotation, molecular function: ATP binding; protein serine/threonine kinase activity.